AGUGCUAAGACAAAUAAAUCAGGUCUAGGACAUACCUGGGCAGUCCCUUUUCUCUUCAAUUUGCCAAAAAUGAACAAAAAUUUAGUGUCUCUAGUUUGCCUAGGAGCAGGAAACACCUUUGAAGGACUUCUGCAAUGUCCCCACCCCUAGCACUUCCUAGGGAAGCACAACCUGGCAGUUAUAUAAAUAGGCACCUUGCAGCUUCCUGCCCUAACCUGCUCUUUCAUCCCUCCAAAAUGGACAAGUCCCUCCUGCUAAGACUCCCCAUUCUGCUCUGCUGCUUUCGAGUAGGACUGUACGGGUCAUUCACAAAUCAGGAACAUGCAAUCCAUGAACUACUGAUUGAUAAAAGCCAUUUGGGUGGAACUGUUCAGUGUAGGAUGUGCCACCUCGAGUUUCCAGGAGAGAAGUGUUCCAGAGGCAGAGGAAUAUGUAUUGCAAUAAGAGACGAGUCUUGCAUGACUGGGACGAUUUUCAGAAAUGAUGGUACUCCCUGGUUAACUUUCAAGGGCUGCCUAAGGAACUGUGCUAAUGUGAACAAUAUAAAAUGGAGUGUCUAUUUGGUGAACUUCAGGUGCUGCAGGAGCCAUGAUUUCUGCAAUAAAUAGCUCCAGAAA
This is a messenger RNA of Sus scrofa (pig), 617 nucleotides long. The record is from RefSeq and is a predicted model, not a curated record. Lineage: Eukaryota; Metazoa; Chordata; Mammalia; Artiodactyla; Suidae.